CUUCCCUUUAAAAUAUAAUUUUAGCCAGUGUUAAAAGUUUCAAAGAGCAAAUAAUUCAAAGACAUUGGGGUUACUUUAGCAGUACUGUUGGAUAUAAUGAACAAAACACUGGAAUGCUUUUACUUGCUUUGUGUUUUAGCAAACAAUUUUCAUGAGAAAAUCCCGGCCUCUGACAUGUGUUUAUCUGUUUUUCUCCCCGUACAGGAGAGAUGGAGAACUUUAUCUUGUAUGAAGAGCUCGGGGCAGGACAGAGCUCUGUUGUCUAUAAAGGAAGGAAAAAGGGCACCCUGAACUUUGUAGCCAUCCUUUGCACAGACAAAGCCAAGAAAGUGGAAAUCACUAACCAUGUACGACUCAGUCAGGAUUUGGAUCAUCCAAAUAUAGUCUGCUUUUAUGAAUGGUACGAGACAAGUAACCACCUCUGGUUGGUGGUUGAACUUUGUACAGGGGGUUCCCUGGAGUCUGUUGUUGCUCACGAUGGACGUUUGUCAGAAGAUGUUGUGAGAAGGUUUGGAUGGGACUUGGCCAAAGCGUUGAAACACAUCCAUGAAUUGGGAAUCAUCUCGUCUGACCUAACUCCUGCUAAGAUCCUUCUUGAUGGUAGUGGCAUUUUGAAGUUGAGUAACUUCCGCCUGUCCAAAGCUGAAGAAGAGAAACUGGAGGAGAUAUUUACGUCCUUGUCUACAUGUGAGGAAGAAGAGGAAAGCAGUGACAGCUUUGAAAACAUGAAGGAAAAAGUACAAGGUUCUCUGAUGUACAGUGCUCCAGAGAUUUUGCAGGGAUCAGAAACCAGUGUGAAGUCUGACCUUUGGGCUUUUGGUUGUAUUCUCUACUACAUGCAUAUGGGUAAACCUCCAUUCUGUUGUGACAACCACACUGAUCUGAAAGAAAUGAUUCUGCAUCAGGAACCACCUCCUCUCAGAGAAACAACAGGUCCUCCCAGUCAAGACCUCCAGACUCUUGUGAAAGGCUUGCUUAACAAAAACCCAGACAACAGAAUCAACUGGCCAGAGCUGUUGGAUCACCCAUUCUGGACACAAGUAAUAAAGGAGGAAGAUGAUGCAAAAGUUCGUGAGGAAAACAAUAAACACAGUGAAACGGGAGGAAGAAAUGGCUGUGAGGGACAUGGCUCUGUUAACUUGAGGAGUGGGCUGACAUACAGAAUAUCCACAAGCCACACAGUCGUCACCCAGCCAGGCUACAUCAAGUCAAAGAAGCUCAUCUCUUCAAAUGUAACAAAUGAAACAACUAAGAGGCCGUGUGAGAGAGAAACUGAGGACCAACAAGUUGUUAAAAAUACAUUCAGAGGAGCAUUAAAGAACAGUUGGUUCCUGCAGAAGGAGGCAUUAGGUGAACGAACAGGAGAGGAGAAAUUAAAGACUGAAGAAGAAGAUGAUGAUGAACUAACUGAAGUGAAGCAGGAAGGUCCCACACUGCACCAUAAUAAGUCUUAUAGAUCAGAUAAUGUAUUGGAGCUCAGGCCAAAAUGCUGGGAGGAUCAGGACAAUACAGAGGCCCUCUUCCUGCUUAGUUGCCAUUCCAACCCAAGAAGCAGUCACAGCUUUUCAGGCUCUCCAAGCAAGAACCCUGCAGUUGAGGUGAACACUUGUCCGGACAUUACAAACUGUGUAAAGCAGCUUCUCCAUGUUGACUCCGAUCUGAAUAUCACCCACAUCAUUGACAACCCAAAGAUUCUGAAGACUCCUCCUGUUCGGUUUGAUCCCAAAACCCUCUGUGUACCCGCACAUUCAGCUGAGAAGCUGCUCUCUCUGAAUGAUGAGGAAUGGACUGCCUUUGUGUUACAACUCCAGUCAUGCCUUGAAGAGCAGAACUCUUCCACGUCUCUCCCCUCCUCUAAUGCUCCUCCUCAGUCUACAGCUGUUCGAUCUAUGCUCAACCUGCUCUGCUACCUCUGCUGUGUGGUUGGGAAUAAAGUUAUCGCCAACAGACUGAUGAACUCAACUCUGCUUCGUGUGCUGACCCAGCAGUUACGACAAGCUCCAAACUGGGAUGUACGGAUGAAAGUUCUCAGAGUGAUGGGUCUUCUGGCUUUGCACUGUACUCACCUUGAAGAGGACAGUCCUGUUUCUGAGGCUGUUUCAUUGCUGUUGGACCUGCUGAGGGAAAAUCUCAGGAAUAAUAAACUGAAGCAGUUGGUGCUUCCACCACUUGGGGAGCUUCUCUACCUCAUUUCAUCUCAGGAGGAGAAGAGAGACUCCCCAGAGGGACUAUGGUUCGUUCCCGCUGCCGCCUACACUGGCUUAAUGAGGAGCCUGCGGGAAGGGGAUGAUGCUGUAGUUCAUCAUAUGGCUGCAAAAGCCGUAGAGAACAUCUCUACAACCACAUCUGGCCUCUCCCAUCACCUGGCCACCACAGAGUUCGGCUCUGCCCUGUGGUACCUGUUCACCCACUCCACUGUGGAGGCUGUCAGAGUCACUGCCAUCUCUUCUCUUUCAAGGCUAACCCGGUUGGACCCGGCAGUCUUCUUGUCAGUGAUUGACACCUGUGGCCCCGCAGCCAUCUUGGAGGGUGUAGGUGGAGCAGGGGCCAGGGUGCAGCAGCACCUGCUCAUUGCUGUGGCCGCAGCCUUACUCGCUUCACACAUCCUAACACAUCACAUCACACAGAACCGGGAUUCGGUGUUGAAGGUGCUGCGCUGUUUAGAGAGCCCAUCUACUGCAACAAGAGCCAAAGCAUUACUGCYGCUGCUGCUGCUGAUACAGAACAACACACACACACUGCUUUACUGCUGUCAGCACAGACUUGUGAUGUACCUGGAGAGAGACCUGCGCAAAGCAACUCCGCUUAGAGAGAACCCCAGCCAGUCAGGUUACCUGUAUCAGUGUCUUGACUUAAUGCUGGCACAUCUGUGCAGCACUGCACCAAAGAUCUUAGAGGAUGUUCUUUGUGCACUUCGAGGUGUGAUUGGGAGGAGACAUCCAUCGACAACUCAGAGCAGACAGCUUAAACAGACUUUACCAACCGUGUCUGUAGUUCUGGAACUGCUCUCAUCUCAGGUCUUCAGAUCUCGAAUUGUAAACCAUGAGUUUUUGGUUCAGAUUGGAUUGUUGCUGGACUACAUUACAUCUUUAGAGUCCAGUGAAACCAAUUUGUCCGGUGCUGUAGGUGCUGCAAUUUAUGAAGAGCUGAUUAGAACAACUCUGUCCAUUGUGGAGGUCCUGAGUCAGCACCACACGCUCAUCACUCAUUAUCAUUGGACUAUGGUGGAUGCUGUCCUGCCUCCUCUGACAACGCUGGCCUUUAGCAGAAACGCAGAGUGGUCAGCAUUUGUUUUGAAGGUGCUGUCUGAACUUGGCCUGAUUCUGCUGGCCGAAGAUGCUGAGGAAAAUAAGGAAAGGACGAUGGAAAAAGGAGAAAGCAGCAAGACAGAAGGACAGGCAGCAGAAAGAGCCCAACAUGGAAAAUCCCACAGCAAAAUCAUCUCUCUCUUCACUGAAUCUCUGCUUCCAAGGUUUGAAUCUCUUCUUAGUGCACCAGAACCUAUCCCACUCUACGCACUCAAAUUGCUGGUAUCAGUGACUGAACACAGCACUCAGAUCUGCAGUUUGAUCAAGCAUGACAUGAUUCUACAAUCAGUCUUUCAGCUCAUUAUGACCAACAAUGUAACCAGUGGAAUAGUUCAGAAUGCAGUCAUCUUACUGUGUAAUCUUAGUGGAGACACAGUGCUGGAUCUGCAACCACCGCAUCAGCAAGGGCUUGUAGAGGUGGUGCUGAAUACACUCUCAAACUCUUCACUGGUCUACCUGGAUGGAGAGAGGCAUGCUGGGAGAAAAGUCAGCCAUCUUGUGGUUCAAUACCUUUUGGAGCUUCUUUACAACAUCCUAAAACAAACAUCGUCUGUUGUCCGAGCAGCGCUGCAGAGCCAGAGGCUAUCUUGUCCAGCAGCAGAGACGGAGGCAGCAGAAAAACUGCUCGUAGCCAACAGACCCCUGAGUCAACUCAGCACUCACCUGAUUCACAUGCUGUCCAGUGAAAACCAGGAGGUGUGGGAGGAAUCUCUUCAGUGUUUGUUUCUACUGGUACAGCUGUAUGGUGCAGAGGAUCAGGACUGCUUGUCACCUUCGUGCCUUCAAAGCUUCUCACACAUCCUGCGGAUGCACAUGAACACGGAGACCCCUAAAAUUCAACGCACAACACUUAGGAUCAUAAAGCGACUGAUUCAAACUACAGACAGAUCUUGGUUUGACUGUCCUGAAGGGGCGGGGCUAAUUAAUCUGCUGCAGGAAAUUGCUACGUCCAACAGGAGUCAUGCUGAUGUGACACCACUGGCUGAAGACAUUCUUCAGAUCUCUGGAUCCUAACAGCUCUUCAUCUCCAACUCUGCAGAUAACCAAAGAUGGACCAACAUUUAAGAGUUUGUUUGUUUUCUUGUUUUUAAAUAGCCAGGUGUUGAUUUUGGAUGAAGUCUUUUGACAUUAGUUAUAUGCAAGUCUUCUUAAACUAGAAGAUAAUUGUUAGAAACUGAACUGAAAACAAAUGUACAGUACUUGCAAGCUGGUGUUCCUAAAAUAAACGGUCAGUUUCAAACUUCAGCCACACUCCUUAAGAUGUUUGUAAAUGAUGCCGUUACAGAAUUUACUCAUGCCUCUAAUUGACUCCCGUCAGCUCCAAAUCAAAUCAAUGACAGUGAAGAAUAUUGAUGUUAUUUGACAGCACAUUCGAAACACCCAGCCAGUGUUCAGCAGACUGCGCAGGAUUACAGGAGCAAUCAUUUGGACUGUCACAUGCAUCACAGCACUCGACUUGGAGCCUGCUCACGUUUCCAGUCGGCUUUAAUGAGAAUAUUGACUCAUUACAAGAUCCAUUAAUGCGUGAGAGACGGUCAGCAAAGAUCACGUUACCAUUGUUCCCUGCAUGUUUGCUAGGUUUAUUACAUGUAUCUGGUAGGUUUUAAUUUAUUUGAAUAUUUUUGACUUGAGUCAUAAAAACAUGUUUAAUUGUCUUAAAUGGGAACUCCUGACUAAAUGUGUUUGAUUAAAAAACAUAAGACCAUGUGAAGAUUUGUAACACAGGACAUGUAAUGCAGGCAAAACUGUCAGUGAUAUAAACUUUGUCCUAUUUUGGGAUAAUUGCUUCAAACUAUUCUAAACAUUUGUUUUCUACACCUGACCAAACUAAACUCUGACCUGAUGAAUCAGUUGUAGUUUUAAAAUGAGACAGACAUGGAGGUGAAAUGACAGUCCAUUUUAUUGUUUCAGAACACAGCAGGCUACAGCAACCAGCGCCUCUCACUACUUCACCCCUUAGUAACAGCAGACCAAUAGGAGCACGUCUCCACCCGUCCUUUCAGACACUCCCACCCACCUCGGUCAGCUAACCCACCCUUUGGAACAGCAGAGACAUUCGUCUCCUCCUUUAAAGCAAGAAAAUAGCUCAAUAUUUGGGUCAUGAUUUCCAAUUCAUGUUUUUUUUUAUACAAAAGCUACACAAUGUUACACUUGAUCAUCAGAAUACAAUUCAACUGAUUACCUUUAGUGUUUGGACACCAUUUAAAAUCGCAUCCAAUUCUUUCCUUGGAUGAAGCAUCACCACUUAAAAAAAGAAAAAGGCUUAACACUACAGGAGACUUAAAAUCCAAGGACUUAGAAAAACAAGAAAAUGAGUAUCAUUAUGCAGAAAAAUGGAGGGGAAAAGCAAGCUAGAUUCAGUUUGUACCAUUACAGAUUGAAACAAAAACAAAAUCAAAAAAAGGAAAAAA
Austrofundulus limnaeus is the source of this 5719-nucleotide messenger RNA. RefSeq names its product unc-51 like kinase 4 (gene ulk4). The transcript is spliced from 36 exons. Gene Ontology annotation, biological process: protein phosphorylation. Bases 210 to 4322 code for a protein of 1370 amino acids. Gene Ontology annotation, molecular function: ATP binding; protein kinase activity. The record is from RefSeq and is a predicted model, not a curated record. Lineage: Eukaryota; Metazoa; Chordata; Actinopteri; Cyprinodontiformes; Rivulidae.